Eucalyptus grandis is the source of this 1284-nucleotide messenger RNA. RefSeq names its product xyloglucan endotransglucosylase/hydrolase protein 31. The transcript has 4 exons. Gene Ontology annotation, cellular component: cell wall; apoplast. Gene Ontology annotation, biological process: xyloglucan metabolic process; cell wall biogenesis. The record is from RefSeq and is a predicted model, not a curated record. The coding region runs from base 142 to 1062 and encodes 306 amino acids. NCBI's taxonomy places the organism in Eukaryota, Viridiplantae, Streptophyta, Magnoliopsida, Myrtales, Myrtaceae. Gene Ontology annotation, molecular function: xyloglucan:xyloglucosyl transferase activity; hydrolase activity, hydrolyzing O-glycosyl compounds.
CCUUAUUUAUACCAUCUCCUCUCUGCCCACAUCCCUCCACUUGCACACAACUUCACCUUCUUCUUUCAUCUGUGCUCACUGUCUUCAUUCGUUCACACACUCAAGCCCACCUGGGACUACAGUCUCACCUGGGAAGGGGCCAUGGUGAUGUCUCUGCAAAUUUGUCCCUCUUACAUGGCAUGCAUUUGGGUCCUGAUGAUUAUGAUGAUGAUGAGGCGUGUUCCUAGCAUCGUCAGUGCUGAGGGCCCGCCCCCACCUGGCUACUACCCCAGCUCCAGAUUCGAUGCCAUAACCUUUGAUCAAGGGUUCAGGAACCUGUGGGGCCCUCAGCACCAGGUUGUAGACCAGGGCACGUUGACUAUCUGGCUGGAUAGUUCCUCGGGAAGUGGAUUCAAGUCGCUUCAACGCUACAAAUCUGGCUAUUUCAGUGCUGCUGUGAAGCUUCAACCUGGUUACACGGCAGGAGUCAACACAUGUUUCUAUCUAUCGAACAACGAGGACUACCCGGGUAACCACGACGAGGUGGACAUAGAGUUCCUCGGGACAACGCCCGAUAAGCCGUACACGUUGCAGACAAACGUAUACAUCACGGGGAGCGGGGAUGGCAACAUCAUCGGGAGAGAGAUGAAGUUCCAUCUCUGGUUCGACCCCACUGAGGAUUUCCAUAACUACGCCAUUCUAUGGACCCCUAAUGAGAUCAUAUUCUUGGUCGAUGAUGUGCCGAUACGAAGGUACCCUAGAAAGGGUGAUGCGACAUUUCCCAUGAGACCGAUGUGGGUGUAUGGAUCGAUAUGGGAUGCGUCGUCCUGGGCCACGGAGAACGGAAAAUACAAGGCCAACUAUCAAUACCAACCCUUCGUCGGUAAAUACACAAAUUUCAAGAUAGGUGGGUGUACCGCUGAUAGCUCCGCCUCGUGCCAGCCACCUUCUGCCUCGCCGUCGAGAUCCGGUGGGCUGAGCCACCAACAGAAGGCCACGAUGGAGUGGGUCCAGAGGAACUACAUGGUCUAUUACUACUGUAGUGACCCAAGUAGAGACCGCACCCUCACUCCUGAAUGUUGAGAGAGAGAGAGAGAGAGAGAUGAUUGUUCUUAUUCAAGUGUCUAUUACAUGUAGUAAGCUGUAAAAGUUGAGAGGCCUUGAGAUGUGUCCAACUUCCCAAAGGGGCAAAACAGUAGUCGCACGUCCAAGCCUCGAAGAACACUGUAUCAGUUUGGGUUCAGAAUUGUAUGGAUUCGCCAAAGAAUGAAUAAAAAACAUAGUCAUGGAAGUGUUCACGAGAAA